Molecule: messenger RNA, 969 nt
Organism: Drepanopeziza brunnea f. sp. 'multigermtubi' MB_m1
Lineage: Eukaryota; Fungi; Ascomycota; Leotiomycetes; Helotiales; Drepanopezizaceae
Biological process (GO): glutathione biosynthetic process
Cellular component (GO): glutamate-cysteine ligase complex
Molecular function (GO): oxidoreductase activity; enzyme regulator activity; glutamate-cysteine ligase catalytic subunit binding
Source: RefSeq, a predicted model, not a curated record
AUGACGCGGUUGAUACUUUCCACCUCGAACAUUAUCACCGGCGGUCCGUCGAUUAUAAGGAAGCCCGGCACCGAUCGUUCGAACCUCGAACUUACGAAUUCCCUACGAAGGAACUUCCUUGCUGCUCAGCAAGACUACUCUCCUCCCUUGUCCGCGACGACCUCUAACAACAGUCCUACGAGCGGCAGUCCCCGAAGCAGUAGCUCUGAGGAAGACCCUUUCUAUCGAAGGCCGCAAUCUUCAAUCUGGACCACACGGGACGGAGCAGACUUCUAUGUGCCUACGAUUGACUGGUCACUCUCUGGGCUGUCCGAGGAGCGAAGCCAGUACGACAUAACCGUCAAAUUAUUCUACCUCCAUAGCGCAAGUGUAAAAGACAGGGCGCGGCACACUAAUGAUGCCAUGAAUUUGGUCUUGAAGAAGCUGGGCGUCGAUCAUAUUGAUCUACUCAUCAUAUCCUUUCCAGGUAUGUCCUUCGAGGGAGACUGCGAGUGGGAAGCAGACAAGAAGAACUCAACGCAAGGGAACGACGAGCACGAGAUAGCAUCAUGGCCGGCCGUCGAGGAACUAUAUAAUCAAGGAGUUGUUAAGCGACUGGGUCUUUCGGAAUUCGGCAGUGAGAAACUCUCAAGAUUCCUUGCUCAAGUAAAAGUGCGCCCACAGGUUGACCAAGUCAACAUCAAGGACUGUUGCAACGUCCCUCCCCCUCUUAUGAAACUUGCGAAGAAAGAGAAAAUCGAGCUUCUUACACAUAACGAUUGUACCGAUAUACUACCUACGGGUACAUUGAGGGAACUUCUUGGUCAGGGCAUCAGAGGAGCUGGGGUACUUUCCGAGUCCAAGCGAGGUAUCAACGGAAUGAGAGGGGAUUUGAAACCAGAAUGGGUGGUCAAGUAUACAGCAGUCGUUCGCGAUAGAGGGGUCAUUGAGAACAAGGGUUACUUUGCAGUUGCAGAGCUGAACGAGUAA